Molecule: messenger RNA, 4962 nt
Organism: Phoenix dactylifera (date palm)
Lineage: Eukaryota; Viridiplantae; Streptophyta; Magnoliopsida; Arecales; Arecaceae
Source: RefSeq, a predicted model, not a curated record
UCUCUGAGAUUCCUUCCUUCGAAGCUCGCUCUCUCCUCUUCCCAUGGAGACGGAGCUUAUCCCGGUGGUCGACCUCCGCCUCCUCUCCCAGGCCGAGCUCAACACCCUUUCCCUCUCCUGUCCCAACGCCUUCGACCCCCACCGCUGCGACGAUAUCGUCGUCCCCAAGAUCGACCGCUCCGUCUUCAAUGAGAGCGCCGGCAGCCGCAAGCAGACCUACUCCCGCCUCCGCCUCGCCCCCCGCAAGCCCAACGGCCCCCCUUCUUCGUUCUCCUCCUCCUCCUCCAUCGCCCGCCGCCGCCCCCGCGGCCACCUCUCCUCCUCCCCCCAUUCCUUCUCCGCCACAUCCGCCACCGACGGCACCAGCGCCGAGGAUGACGACCCAGGACGCCGCAAGAAUCAGCAGAUCGUCUCCUUCCUCCGCCAGCUCUUCGCCCGUGAGGACUCCUCCGCACCCCCUCCCCAACUCCCAUCCCAGUCUCAAACCAACCUAGCGCUAACCGUAGCCACCCCCAUCUCCACCCACCGGAAUCCCGACGCGGGUGAUAGUAGUAGCAAGGCGUUGGUAGUGGUGGAUGAUAGGGAUCGGGAGGUUCUGAAUGCCAAGGGCGUGGCGGUGGAUUUGGUCGGGUUGGGGGAAAUGGUGGAUCCUUUUGGGGAGAAGCUGAGGCGAAGGACGGCGGGGUUAAAGGCGGAGGAGGAACUGCUGCGGUUUUUGAGUGGCUUGGAAGGGCAGUGGGGGAACUGGAGGAAGAGGAGGAAGAUCGUUGAUGCGUCGGUGGUGGGGGAUGACUUGCCAAGGGGAUGGAAACUGCUUCUCGAGCUCAAGAGGAAGGACGGUGUGGCCGGGCUGAACUGCCGGCAAUACGUUAGCGAACGAUUUAAAGAUCAUGAUCAAGUGCAUUUGGAUUGUCUCAUGUCUUUUGAUUGCCCAAAUGGCAAGCAGUUUGUGUCUUGCAAAGAGGUUUCUUCAUACAUACUCUCCCUUAUCAGCCACCCAAAUGAAAUGCGAUCCGUUUCUGUUCGAAAUGAUGGGAGCACUCAUGAACUUGAUAAAUCGACUCCUAGAUCCCAGGCUACAGGUCUUGCCCAUCAAGAAGACAUUGUGAGGGAAAAUCACAGCUUCUCUUCAGUUACCCCUAUUGCUUCUUAUUUAGACGAUAAUCAGAAGCAAGUUGUCUUAUACAAGGUUGAGAAGCAGACAUCGGAUGAUUUGAAAAAUAUUCUAGAAUGUCAUGCAUGCCAUCUAACAUUUGCUGACAAGGACACAGAUAUGCAACACCAGUUGUUGUUUCAUCAAAGGAGUGUGAAGCGGCGUAGACUUGGCAAAUCCAUUGGGGACGGUGUCAUCGUAAAAGAUGGUAAAUAUGAAUGCCAGUUUUGUCACAAGACUUUUAGUGAGAUACAUCGCUACAAUGGGCAUAUUGGGGCUCAUGUGAGAUACCAAGGUCUGAGUGCUGAAGGACUGCCAGAUAUUAUGACAAGAAAGAUAUUUAAUCCAUCCCCCUUAGUUGCAGUACUAUAUGGUUUCUCAGAGACUAAUUUGGCUAAAGAGAAUGAAGAAACUUGUAAUGCAAAAUCUGCUGAUGAACUUCAUGUUGAUUCCUCUGAGUGCAGAAUUGAGACCAAGAAUCCUGAAAUUGAUCAUAAUGCAAAGUCUGGUGGUAGUAAAACUACUGAAGUAGCCUGCACAAGCAUCUCUGUUGAUGACCAAAAUAAUGAUCAUAAUUUGACUAAUUACAAGUCUGAUGAGAUUGUUCGGGAAAGAAAUAUCACAGAUGACAAAUCUGCUGCAUGCAUGGAUGCCAUAUCUCCUUUUGUUGUUGAUGUAAACAAUGUGGCACAAAAUUGCUCACGUUUUACCACUCGAGAAGCAUCUACAAGCAAUUAUGUUGAUGAUCAGCCGAACAAUAUUGAUAUGAUUGAUUAUAAAUGUAAAGUUGUUGAGGCUAGUAGUGUUGAGGAUCUCAAAUGUAAUGACAGCCAGGGUAAUGAUAGUGAUGGAGGUGGUUAUAUAUUAGAGGAUAUCAUCGAGUCUAGCAAUACCAAAGAUGUCAAGCCUGACACAUGCUUGGAUGCCGUGUUUUCCCCUCCUAAAAAUGGGGACAUUGCAACCUGUGAAACUAUGACUGAAAUUGGUCCUUCCUCCACGAGCAUUUCUGUUGACAACGUUAAUGAUUAUCAUAUGACUGGCCACAAAUCUGAGGAGGUUGUUGACAUUAAUAAUGCCGUGGGUGUUAAACCUACUAAUAAUGAAAUCGAUCUUUCUUCAUGUACUAUGAUUCCAGAUAUUGGAAAAUAUGGCACUGAUGAGAAAGUCAACUCAGAAAGACAUUUGCUAACCAUAUCAGGUAAUGAAUCAUCUUAUGGGAUUGAGACUUUUGCAAAUGAUAUUCUUUCUAGCUCCAUGGAAGAAAACAUUCUUGAUGAACCUGAUACAUCUGGCAAUGGGUUGAAAACUGAAUUUGCAGGUUGCCAUUCAUUUUCUGACAAAGAACCGGUUACUGGGAAUAUAAUGCCUGAUGAAUUUAAUGCUUCCUGUACUGACACUACUUUUGUCAAUGGGCACACUGGGGUGAUUGAGACUGAUGCACAUCGUAUGUUUGAUAUUGACAUGAACGAAUCUGUGCUUGAAGAAAUGGAUAAACCUGGUAAUGUGCUGGAAACUUGCUUUGUUACUAGCAAUGCUGGAUGCGAAGAGGUUGUUCUGAGCAAUGUUGUUGCGAACAAUGAUCGAACAAACUCCCUGCAGGGUAAUGUGGCUGGCACAUCAUCAUGGGUACAUUCAGCUGAUGGUGUCCCAAUCGUUGAUAUGAUCCCAGAACAGACAUCUAAGAUGGCUCUAAUUCAGAGGAGAGGCAAAGCACCUUCUGUUGGCUUGAAGAAUAUGGUCAAUGGAAGGUGCUACUUCAGUCACUUCGUCCAUUUUACUGUCACCCUUGUCAAGUCUAUGUCUCGGGAGCAAAAGGAAAGGGUGACCGGCACUCCAUUUGGACACAUGCUAGCUCUUCCAUAUAUUAAGCAGAGUAGGCCAGUCCUAGACACAUUGCUUUCCUUUUGGGAUGAUAAGAAGGAGGGAUUUUGGUUUGGUAAAGUGUUAGUGCCUUUUGUAGGGAGUGAUUUUGCACUCAUCCUUGGUUUGAGUGCCACAGGCAAUGAGGUCCAACUGCAUAAGGAGGGAAGGGUUAAGUCUGACCUCAUCACCCGAUUUUUUGAGGGUGACCAUAAAAAAGCUGAUAGAGAUGCAGUAAAAAAUAAAUUACAAUAUCUUGUUGGAAAGAGUGAAAAACAAGAUGUAGAAGAUUUCACCAAAUUAUGGGUUCUAUAUCUCUUUGUGACUAUCCUCUUUCCAUCCAUACACUAUUAUAUUCUUAAGGCAUUAUGUUCAUAUCUUGAUGAUUUAGACUGCUUAGGUUCAUAUAGUUGGGGUCUUGCCGUUUUUGCUUUUCUUCGCCAGCAGAUACCUAGUCUAGCCGAGAGUGUGAGGACAAGGAACAUCACCGGCAAGGGAUCUACUAGGUAUAUGAAUGGCUGCACUGUCGCUCUUGUGGCAUGGGCUGUUGAGCAUGCGAACAGCCUUCUGGGAAGCCACCGGCCACCGUUCAUGUAUCCACGUCUCCUGCGUUGGAGCAACGCCCCAUUCCCUCGCAAGGUGGACGCGAUCGCCAAAGUUAUGAAAAACUUAAAAAGAUUUCAGGUGAUCGGAAAGCUAGAGCCUAGGGAGGAGGAGUUGCACCUUCUAUCGCGAGGAAGGCCACAAGUGCGGGCUCCAAUAGAGAUGCGAGGAGAUGAAAUUUUGCAAAAGGGUGUGCACGAUAUAACUCAGGGAGAUGAGGUGGUAUUGCAGAGGGCACUGAAUAUAGUGUACAGGAAGAGGGAGGACUAUAUAGCUAUGCUCUUUUAUGCUCCAUGGUGUCCUUUCUCUAGAAUUUGCCGGCCAAAUUUCCAGGUUUUAUCUUCCUUGUUUCCGACCAUUCGUCAUUUUGCAUUUGAAGAAUCUGUCAUCAGAUCGAGCAUACUCUCUAGGUAUGGUGUUCAUGGUUUCCCAACUCUUUUCCUCUUAAAUUCUACAAUGCGAGUGCGGUAUCGUGGAUCACGAAAUAUUACUUCCCUAGUUGCUUUCUACAAUGAUGUUACAGGUGCUAAUCCCGCGGUGCUAGAUCCAAUACCGGUGGAGAAAAUUGUGGACCCAUCAACUGAUACUGAACUCAAGGAAGAUAAUGAACAAGAAAAUUGCCCAUUCUCAUGGGGAAGGUCACCAGAGAAACUGCUUCAACAGGAUACAUAUCUGGUGCUGGCCUGGUCCUUUGUGCUAAUGAGAUUGCUUUAUAUCCUUCUUCCAAAACUAAAUGCCUGUGUCAAGCGGGCGUGGAGGCGGCAUAUGCAGUAUGCGAGUUUGAUGAGCUUGCAAGAUCGUUCACAGGCUUAUGUUGACCAUGUUAAACAAGGUUUCAACAGAUUGAAUCCAUGCAAAAGAGGGAAUUUGCAGGAAGGAGCAAUGAAUGCGAAAGUAUGGGCUUCCAAGUCACUGGCAUCAGUCUCCAUUGGUGAGCCGAGUUCUGGAAGAGCAUACUCUGCAGGCGACAGGAGAUAAAGAUAAUACGGUGUUGCCUUCUCAACAUCGUCCGUGUAGCAGACAGGAUACACUAAACGGAUAUCCAGCUUGUUUUCAUUUUCAAAUUGUGAGGCGUUGCGAUAAUUCUGGCAACAUCCUAUCCUUGGGAUGGAGCUCAUUUAAAGUUCCAACUGUUGACCUUUUCUAUAUCAUAAAUUUUACUACUUAAUGUUAUUGAAGAUAUACCCCUUCUGUCUUGUUGUACUCGCUGUUAGCUGCUGCUCCACUCUGGUUACAUCAAAGUGAUGUAAAAUGCUAUAAAUUAUCAUCAAAAGUUGAUGUAAUAUAAGCAGUCCUUGAUAUGUUCCUGAGCUAAAUACUACAAUAAAGACAUGAAGGUUAUAAUC